Messenger RNA from Scutellospora calospora, 730 nucleotides. Lineage: Eukaryota; Fungi; Glomeromycota; Glomeromycetes; Diversisporales; Gigasporaceae. The record is from the annotation of a GenBank genome assembly.
AUGUCUAGUAGCAACAACAAGGAUAAACAAGAGUGGGCAGAAGGUAGUGAUAAUAACAUGUUACUAAGCGGCUUUAAGGAGAAUAACAUUUUUUCAGAGUUAGAGACGGAUUUUAAUAGGAUUGAGACUGUGAUUGAUACGUUACUCGCUCAACCUUUGAGCGAAAUAGCUUCAAGAUUUCCACCAGCAGAGCGUGCAAGGCUAUACUUAUUAUAUGCUUAUUGCUGCAAUAAACUUACUUCACUAUAUUUGGAGGUCAAUGGAGAACCCGAGACUAGAGAGAUUCUUGACCAGGAAAAACGCGUUCAAGAGAGUUCGAAUAGGGUUGAAAAUACAAUUAAUCCACCACAACCUUCGUUAGUAUUAAACCGUUCUGCUGCUACGCGCUUCAUUAUGCAUUCAUUACCAAAAGAACGUGAAAUAAAAGAUGAGAUUCGACGUGAAGUAAAAGAAGAGGUUCGCGCAACGAGUUCAGCACACACCCGAUUUGAUGAUUAUAGCGAGAGAAGAUUUAGUGGUUCUUCAUCUAAUGAUAGAAGAGCUAGUGGUUCUUCAUCUAAUGAUAGAAGAACUAGUGGUUUUUCUAAUAUAGGUUCAUCACCUAGUGAUAGAAGAAUUGGUGGUUUUUAUAAUGCUAGUUCUCCAUCUAGUGAUAGAAGAAAUAGUGGCAAUCACAAUACUGGUGGUUCUUUACUUUAUGAUAGAAUUUCUCGUGUGGGCAUGUCACCUC